AUGGCCAUCAUGUUCACCAUGGUGACCCUGCUGGCUGUAUUGUUUGGUGGUUUUCAUCAGACAGCCUCAUACAGAUCGUACAAGUACAAGGUCUCUGUGUCCAAUGGAGGGUCAUGGGGAGACUGGCACAGUUCUGAGAUGUGCCCGGAGAACUCCUUUGCUAUCGGCUUCAGUCAGAGGGUAGAGCCUGGCCAGGGAGAUGGUGACGACACCGCCCUGAACGGGAUCCGUCUCUACUGUGCUGCAGAAAACCAUGAGGGCUUCACACACACUGUUGAGUCUCAUGCUGGCUUCUGGGGUGAUUGGACCAUGCCUCAGUACUGCCCCCGUGGUGUGCUCACUGCCUUCCAGCUCCAAGUUGAGGCUCCUAUUGGACGUGGCGAUGACACUGCUGCCAACAACAUCAGGUUCCGUUGCAGCACACACACCAUACUGCACGGGAUGGGCAUGCCCUGGGGAGAUUAUGGCUCAUGGAGUAAUACGUGUUAUGGUGGAGGAAUCUGCGGCAUCAGGACCAAGGUGGAGGGAAGGCAGGGUGAGGGCGAUGACACCGCCCUCAAUGAUGUGGAAUUCUACUGCUGUGCCAACAAAUAAGAGAACAGCAAGCAAACCUGAGCAGACCUGACCAGUUUGAUGGAGUGACUCCGCACCCUGAAACUAAAGAUGAC
Messenger RNA from Cheilinus undulatus (humphead wrasse), 668 nucleotides. Its product is annotated as vitelline membrane outer layer protein 1 homolog. Lineage: Eukaryota; Metazoa; Chordata; Actinopteri; Labriformes; Labridae. The transcript has 4 exons. The record is from RefSeq and is a predicted model, not a curated record. Bases 1 to 594 code for a protein of 197 amino acids.